UAAGUAUCGUGUGUGGACGCAGAGCAGAAGAAUGUUUUUUGGAACUCACUGGGCAGAUUAAGGUGCCCUGUCAAGAUGAGAAUCAUUGUAUGACAUGCGUCCAUCUGUCAUCAUCCAAGACAGAGGUGUGAGACCAUGUCUUUACCAUGCAUGUAAAACAUGACCAACAAGGCCCCCUGGGAUAGCUCAAGCAGUCUGGGCAGUAUGGAGCCAACAGGCUCCAGCUCUGCUCCCACAGUGUCGGAGUCAGACCUGUACCGCAGCCUCCAGACUGUUCUGCCCAAAGGCAUGGACAGCCAGCAGCCCUUGACCUGCCUCAACCAAGGCAUGUUAAGAUGGACACUUCAUAAGAAAGUUCAGAAUAACCCAGCCAACAGCUUGGCUCUGGUGAAGGUGGUCAUCAAGGAGCUGGAGAAGGCUGAAAGACUGGAUUGUCGCAACUACAUCAUCCCUCUGCUGCAUACACUUAUGUAUGUUGUCAUACAGGCGACGUACAUUCCAGAUGAACUGUACAAACGUGUCUAUGACCUCUGUAAGAGGCUGCUGACUUUUCCCGAACCCUACUGCAGUGUCGGCCUCACCUACACCAGACAGAUGAAGAGCGAGCGCUGCAUUCCAGGGCUUAUGUAUCAGAGAAUGGUUGUAGCUGAACAGAGCCUGAAGAACUACCACUACCCUUUCCAGGAGAGAGUUUUUGUGCUGGCUGACCCAGAGGUUUUCUCUGGGUCCUUGGGAGAGGUCCUGCGUGAUGCUAUUGAAGUAUCAGCGUCGGAUGUGUUUGUCAGCCAAUUAGAUCACAUGUGCAGUGUGGUUCAACACUCCAUUCAGGCUGCUCUAGGACAAGAUGGUUGCCAUGGACCAACACUGGCUCAGGCCCUUAAGGACAUAGGUCAAGACAUCGAACCGUACUUUCGGGAAGUGAUGGCGACUCUGGAGCAGAGUGCGGAGGAGGAUAGGACAGGGGAUCACAGGACCCGGCUUCAGCGACUGUAUGGAGAGAUCCUCACUGCCACAGGCUCAGACCCAUUGUCUUGUGGAUCGCUGUGUGACAGCCCUCUUCCCAAACCAGAGAUGAGCUUCCACCUGUGGAUGGAGGAUGAGGACAUCUGGAAAGAGCUCACAAGGUGCGUGCGUUCCAACUCCAUGUCGGAGCAACUCUGCUUUGGCCAGGACCAGGAAGACUUUGAGCUGUGUGACCUGCCCAGUGUCCUGACGUCCUCUGAGAUGCCACGCCACUCCGUUAUGUCCAAUGACAGCGGCAUUGAACGCGACCUGCCCUGCGGCACCGAGCCUUCAUCAGCAUCCCUUCUGGAAUCACUCCACAUUGGAUCCUCAGGGGAGCACAGUGAAAGCAACCAAGACUCGUUGAGGCUAACUCGGCGGGGGGGCUUCAAGAUGAAACCCAGUGUGAAGGAAAGUGUGGCUCUAAUCCAGGAGACCCUAGAGGACCACAGCAGUCAUGGAGGAGGAGGCGGUGCAGGAAGAGGAGUGGGAUCUGGGGGGACUCUGCAGAGAAGGGCAGGGAGCAGCGGGAUGCAGACCCCCUUCUCCAAGCAACAGAGACAAUUCACAGCCAGGAUAGUGGUCGUAGGAGACGACAGGGCACUGGGACGCCUUGCUAAGGCGUACUACCUCCUCAGAAAAAGGGAAGCCCGGCGACUUUUUCUGACAAUGAAAGUCAACCUCCAGUUUUAUUACAUCCCUGUAAGCAUGGAUCUGACUCCGACCUCACCCAUGAAAGAGAACUGUCAAUCAUCCAAGGAGAAUCUCUGUGCUCUGGGUUCCUACUUGGGUAUGGUGGACCCAUGGUACGAGUGUAACAUCAAGAGCUUGGGCUCCAUGAUUCCCAAACUGGCUAAAAUGACAAACACAUGUGGACAAAAGGAUCCUUUCCUCACCGAUGUCAUUUCCUACUAUGUACGCACUGGACAACAGCCUGUCUACUUCACCAUCUACUCUGCAAAGAUUUCCUUCUCCAGCCUAUCAAAGGAGCCAGUGGAGGAAGUGUUUCUUUCUUAUCUAAACAUCGAGUUUCCCGACCUCAAGCAGAUCUUACCUUCCGUCAGAGACAAGCAGAAAAAGAACUCGGGUGAGCUGUGUGGAGCUGUGGUUUCUAUGAACUACAGAAAGGUGACAUUAAGUGGUCGAGAUGUUGACAAGGGACUCUCGGUUUGGACAUCAGGUGUUCAGAUCAACGCUUUUUCCAGCAGUAAAACAGAAGAUCUGAACUGUUUGACCGUGAUUUUGAAUGAAUCUCAAACAAAAGCGAAAAAUAACAUGGAGCCAAAGAUUCGAACAUGCACCAUAAAGAUUCGCACGUUGGAGAGCAAAUCUUUCACUGUCACACUGGACAGAGACUCUCGCAGGUGCUUCCACAAUGUCCAGAGCAUCGAGGUCACACCCUGCCUAGAUCCCAGGUACCAUGUCCAGAAAACCAUCGGAUCCAAAUUCAAAUCAGGAGAAGACAAGGAUGCUGGACUGAGCAAAUACUUGAACAAAGGACUUCCUUUACCGAUUAACACAUUCGCUGGUAUAAUUAACUGAACGCGACUCAUACUGGUAGAAGGACUGUGUUAAGAGGCCUGAGGAUAAGGACCCUUGUCUGGCCAUAUCACGAGAGAAACAAUGGUUUGGACUCCUCGACAGCUGUCCAGCCUCAAAUGUGAAAAGCCAAAACCUCACCCUGAGGUCAUAAGGAGCUACUUUUGUUGUAACCUGCAAUUUUUGGACCUAAGCCUGGAGUUUGACAGCUCCUGUUGGCAUAUGCACUCCUAUGGCAUGUCUCAGCCCUGUUUGUCAGUGUUGACGGGAAUGUCUAACCACAGGUAUAGAAAAAGAACCAUGAAUCAACAUUAUCUCAAGGACAUUAAAGCUAAAUGUAGGAAAAAAAACAGCUCAUUUGUUUUGUGAAGUAGUCACUGAUAAGCUGUGUGGGCUGCAUUUACUGUAAGCACAAUUUUUGGCUGUUGACAUGUGUCCUCAUCAUGAGUUGCUCAUAUGGCAUACUCAGAGAUUUCUGGAGAUUGAGUCAGCAGUAACAGUUACCAAAGAUCAAUAUUGAUGCUGACACCGGAGAGAUUGACAGUAGCAGGCAAAAUAUUGCACCUGCCUGUGUAACCGCCCAUAUGCAUUAAACCUUUAAGAUCAGUCUGCUGGCAUGGGAUCACUGACAUCAUUGCAUGACCAUAUGGUUUUAGAGGAAGUCUGACUGUAGAUCCUCAGUGUUCAAAAAUACUUUAUGCAGACAGACCAAGAUAGCAAGAGUCCUAUUCUAAUGAACUGCAAUGAUAUUAUGUAGAUGGGCUGUGCAGAAAGAGGAUUAGGGUAGAUUUAGAGGUUUGACUAGUCAGAAGGACUGUCCAUCUAUCAGUCUGUCUGUCUCUUGCCUGCGCUCUCACUCACUCACACACUGACACACACAAACACACACAAAAAUACACAUUUUCACACAUACAUGUACAUUUGACUAAUAAGAAAUCUGGACUGGUACGGUAAGAAUAAUGUGCCUUCUUUGUUCAUCUGCUAUCUUUUACUGAAUGGGACUUCUUAAAAAAACUUGUUCCAGCAUCCGGGUAGCGUAGCAGUCUAUUCUGUUGCCUACCAACACGGGGCUCGCCAGUUCGAAUCCCUGUGUUACCUCCGGCUUGGUCAGGCGUUCCUACAGACAUAAUUGACCAUGUCUGCAGGAGGGAAGCCAGAUGUGGGUAUGUAUCCUGGUCGCUGCACUAGCACCUCUGGUCGGUUGGGGUGCCUGUUCGGGGGGGGGACUGGG
Messenger RNA from Lampris incognitus (smalleye Pacific opah), 3772 nucleotides. RefSeq names its product phosphoinositide 3-kinase regulatory subunit 6. Gene Ontology annotation, cellular component: phosphatidylinositol 3-kinase complex, class IB. The transcript is spliced from 22 exons. Gene Ontology annotation, molecular function: 1-phosphatidylinositol-3-kinase regulator activity. The record is from RefSeq and is a predicted model, not a curated record. Lineage: Eukaryota; Metazoa; Chordata; Actinopteri; Lampriformes; Lampridae. The coding region runs from base 160 to 2544 and encodes 794 amino acids. Gene Ontology annotation, biological process: positive regulation of MAP kinase activity; G protein-coupled receptor signaling pathway.